This is a messenger RNA of Gadus morhua (Atlantic cod), 1112 nucleotides long. RefSeq names its product transmembrane 4 L six family member 4 (gene tm4sf4). Lineage: Eukaryota; Metazoa; Chordata; Actinopteri; Gadiformes; Gadidae. Gene Ontology annotation, cellular component: membrane. Bases 280 to 864 code for a protein of 194 amino acids. The transcript has 5 exons. The record is from RefSeq and is a predicted model, not a curated record.
UGGUGCAUGCAGCCAGUCUAUAAAACUUGGUUCUUAAUAUCAGCAAACACAGAGGCAGGACAGGUGGUCUAGACAGAAACAUCAACGCCAAGACCAUUAAUACUCAUUUUAUUCUAUUUUAUCAGGCAUUCACCAUAUUAAAUAAUAUUAACAACUCUGAGGACAUUGACUGGAAGUGGAUGUUGUCCGCAGACCCAAUUGGUAGAUCACGAUUUACAGACAAGCAACAAGAAUAUAUAUACUUUAAUUAACACUUUUUGUGCCAUCAUCGGUCUCAAGAUGUGCCCUGGUGCUUUUGCCAAAUGUCUGGGGAUAAGCCUGCUCCCUCUGUCCGUGGUGUGCGUUCUGUGCAACAUCCUGCUCUUCUUCCCUGGAGGGACACCUGUGGACACCAAAGAGCUCUCAGAAGAGGUCUGGUACUUUGGAGGCAUUCUCGGAUCUGGAGUCCUGAUGCUCUUCCCAGCUUUGGUCUUCCUUGGUUUGAAGAACAACGACUGCUGCGGUUGCUGCGGUAACGCAAGCUGCGGCCGGAGGUUUGCUAUGCUGAGCUCCAUUCUGUUUGCAGCAGUGGGUGUGCUAGGGGCAGGGUACUCUGUCGUGGUGUCUGUUCUGGCCAUCAAGAGGGGGCCCUUCUGCCAGACUUCCGAAGGGUGGAAGUAUCCAUUCGAGAAUAGAGACUACCUAUGGAAGGAAUGUCUGCAGCCCUUGGACGUGGUGCAUUGGAACCUGUCUCUGUUCUCGGUGCUGCUGGCCUUGGGUCUGAUCCAGGCGGUGCUCUGUGCCGUGCAGGUGGUGAACGGCCUGCUGGGAGCUCUCUGUGGGGACUGCUGCGGCGGCAGCCGUGGGGCUCAAGCUACUGCCUGAGCACGUCCAUGCCGACGUGAGUCUGUGGGAGCCGGACAUCUUGUUUAUUAUUAACCAAUCCGAUGGGGCUAUGCUGGUAAUGUUGGUACGAAUGCCAUGUUUUGUCUUGUUCUCCAAAGUUAUGGGGGUCAUUCUGUUCAGAUCUGCCACCAUCUUCUCUGAGACCUCACUAUGUUUUUCUUUAUUCAAAUCAUGUCGCUAUCAAUGAUAAAAAAAAACGCUUCAAUAAACUUUUAUGAAAUUUGAAA